AUGGAUGCUAAUCAAGGCCCAGGCCAGGGCAGCCCAGAAAGCCCAAACCGGGCCGUGGAGUACCUUCUUGAACUCAACAACAUCAUUGAGAGCCAGCAGAAGCUUCUAGAAACUCAACGGCGCCGGAUUGAGGAGUUGGAGGUCCAACUGGACCGGCUCAGCCAGGAGAACAAGGACCUGCGUUUGGACCGGCAACCUGUCGCUCCUCCUCCACCUGCUCCUCCACCCGAGCCUCCUCUCCCUCCUCCUCCUCCGCCGCCUCCGCCCACUCAGUCCACAUCCACUUCCAUGUCUACCAAGAACCACCACCACCACAACAGCCAGCAGCACCACCACUCCUCCACCCACCACUCCUAUAACAGCACCAGUACAACCACUAUCCAUGUUCCCGCUCCGAUCUCCAUCUCGGUCCCGACCCAAAUCCCAGUUCCGAUCUCCUCCCCGGGCCCGGCUCCGCCUCCCCCUCCUCCGAUCCCACCCAGGGAUCAGCCGCGGGCCCACAGCCGGCUGACCCGGGCGCCCUCCACCAGCACCGGCACCAACACCAACUUUGUGGAGAAAGAGAAGGAGCGACUCGAGCGCCUGCACAGAACAAACGCCGCCAACAACCACCACGCCCACACGCUCCACCACCACAAAUCUGUUUGUAGGUUUCAGCAGCACAUGAACUCACCUCAGACUAUCACUGUCAACCACACACACAGAGCUGCCUGA
Molecule: messenger RNA, 714 nt
Organism: Thunnus maccoyii (southern bluefin tuna)
Lineage: Eukaryota; Metazoa; Chordata; Actinopteri; Scombriformes; Scombridae
Product: IQ motif and SEC7 domain-containing protein 2-like
Exons: 3
Coding region: 1-714 (237 amino acids)
Source: RefSeq, a predicted model, not a curated record